This is a messenger RNA of Strongylus vulgaris, 252 nucleotides long. NCBI's taxonomy places the organism in Eukaryota, Metazoa, Nematoda, Chromadorea, Rhabditida, Strongylidae. The record is from the annotation of a GenBank genome assembly.
AUGAUGAAGAAGAAGACAGAAGGAAAGAAAUGGGAACAGCUAACGAAGUUAGAGUACGACGAGAAACAAAAAAGGAAACCAAAAUUCGACGAUAAGUCGAUGGAUGACGAUCCGCAGGCAUCGCUGAUGAGUAUGAUGAAGCAGAUGUACGAAGAAGGAGAUGAUGAAAUGAAGAGAACUAUCCGUAAAGCCUGGCAUGAAGGUCAGAACAAGAGGAACACUACAGAUAUGCCAUCAUUAGACGAUAUGUAA